Molecule: messenger RNA, 1125 nt
Organism: Brachypodium distachyon (stiff brome)
Lineage: Eukaryota; Viridiplantae; Streptophyta; Magnoliopsida; Poales; Poaceae
Product: NEP1-interacting protein-like 1
Exons: 3
Coding region: 181-888 (235 amino acids)
Source: RefSeq, a predicted model, not a curated record
ACGGAUUCCACAUUCCCCAGCCGCUAUUUAUAUAAACACUCUCCCCCGCCAUUCCACCGUCCUUGGCUCCUUGCUCAUCAUCCCUCUCACACUCUCUCGAGCUCAGCUCACUAAGAAACAGAGCAUUUGGCUUCUUCGAGGAAAGCAGAGCAGUUCGGCCUUCUUGAUCGAUCGAAAUCGAUGGACACGUGGGCGAUGGCGUCCCCGUCGUCAGCCGGGCCGAGCCCGCCGGCGCCAGAGCCGGAGCCGGAGCGUGGGCAAUGGGGCGGGUGCGGGUCGGUGGCGUGCAGGGUGGCGUGCGCGGUGGCGACGUGCGUGCUGGCGGCGGUGGGGUCGGCGGCGGGGGCGGUGGCAGGCGCGGCGAUCGGGCUGGCGACGGAGAGCGGCGUGGUGCGCGGCGCCGGCGUCGGGGCCAUCUCCGGCGCCGUCUUCUCCAUCGAGGUCGCCGAGUCGUCGCGGCAGCUCUGGCGCGCCACCGGUUCCCCCGCCUGGACCGUCCUCUACGUGGUGGACAUCAUCUUCAGCCUGCUGAGCGGGAGGCUGGUCCGGGAGAAGGUGGGCCCGGCGGUGCAGAAUGCCGUGCAGAGUCAGAUAAGCGCCAUCAACGCGCCGUUCGCGGAGCAGAGCGACCUGUUCGAGACGGGCAGCGGGGCGAGAGGGGGCCUGCCGGCGAGCGCGCUCCGGCGGCUCCCGGAGAUCAGGAUCGACGAGGACACCGCCGUGGACGCGGGCGGCGAGGCACUGUGCUGCUCGGUGUGCCUGCAGGACCUGCAGGUGGGGGAGCCCGCGCGGCGGCUGCCCGUCUGCCGCCACGUCUUCCACGCGCCCUGCAUCGACCGCUGGCUCGCCCGCCACGCCUCCUGCCCGCUCUGCCGCCGGGACAUCUGAGCCGUCGGUACGUUGGUUGGUCGAUCUCAUUCCGUCAUGCGUGUAAUUGACGAUGGCCGUGCGAUGGCGGCGGCGGGUGGCACCUGGUGCCCGCAAGGGAACCGGUGAGAAUGGGGAUUUGUGGAUAGGGAAUUAAGAAUUGUAGUGCUCCUACGUUCAGAUUUUCUUGACUCUGCGUCAAUCGAUGCACACAAUCAUUUUUAUUGCAAAGUUAUAAAAAGUAGGUGUUACAAGUCA